AUGCGAUGCCGGUUGGGAUGCAUGCUAUGUCUAGUGACCUCAUUCUCCGUAUACAUUGGUCUGUUUCUGUUUACGUGGACGGAACGGUCGGAGACGAGCUCGUCGUCGAUAGUAGGCCCGCCGCAGGGAAUCGCAUGGGGUUUCCGAAACGUUUACAUUGAUCAAGAGAAAGCAGCGAAACGUGUGAACGAACCGUCGCACGACGACAACAACAACAACAACGAGGCAUCGCAAACGAAGCGUGGCGAUACCGAUACCGGGAAACAUGGAGAUGACAAGUCCCUAGCAGCGGACGAACCACCGCCGAAAUCUUUCGACAAGGACCCAUUCGGUUACGUCACGCUAGAUGGAAGGAAGGCUCUGGACCUCCACUGCUCCCAAUGUGCCUUAAUUUCGGCUUCCGGUCAGCUACUCAACUCUGGUUCCGGUGAAGACAUCGACAAUAUACCCUGCGUUGUACGUAUGAAUCAAGCCCCGACGAAAGGGUUCGAGUCGGAUGUAGGAUCCAAGACAACCAUUCGAUUCACGGCACACUCCUCCUUACCGUCGUUAAUGAGAGAUCCUAUGCUGAUGGAUGACGUCAUUGGAAGGCCGCAGUACAUUAUAUUUUGGGGUCCGCCAAAGGAAAUGGACUCCGGUGGCAGUGGAGUUGUUUAUAAUGAAAUAUCCGCGCUUUCGAUGAAAUAUCCUUAUAUUAAUUUCAUUGUGCUUACUAAUGAUCAGUAUCAAUAUGCAGAGUACGUUUUCCGGGAGGAGACCGGCAAAGACAGAAUCACAUCCGGUUCAUGGUUGACUACUGGUUGGUUUACAAUGAUUCUACUUAGAAAUAUCUGCGAUUCGAUUUCCAUAUAUGGCAUGGUUAGUCCUGGAUAUUGUCAAUCACCCACAAAACCGGAUGUACCGUAUCACUAUUUCAGCCCAAAUGGUUUUAAAGAAUGCGCUCAGUACAGGGAACACGAAAAUGCCAAAGCGCACGGACACCGGUUUAUGUCCGAGAAAUACGUAUUUAUUCGCUGGGCGUUGACUAAAUACAAUAUAACAUUCCACAGUCCCGAAAUACCACUUACGAACUUAAUGGAAUUCAAUAAACCAAAGUUUCUUACUUGA
Messenger RNA from Saccoglossus kowalevskii, 1107 nucleotides. Its product is annotated as alpha-N-acetylgalactosaminide alpha-2,6-sialyltransferase 3-like. Lineage: Eukaryota; Metazoa; Hemichordata; Enteropneusta; Harrimaniidae. The record is from RefSeq and is a predicted model, not a curated record. Gene Ontology annotation, molecular function: alpha-N-acetylgalactosaminide alpha-2,6-sialyltransferase activity. Gene Ontology annotation, biological process: ganglioside biosynthetic process.